Messenger RNA from Pseudogymnoascus verrucosus, 2865 nucleotides. RefSeq lists its product as uncharacterized. NCBI's taxonomy places the organism in Eukaryota, Fungi, Ascomycota, Leotiomycetes, Thelebolales, Thelebolaceae. The record is from RefSeq and is a predicted model, not a curated record. The transcript has a single exon. Bases 193 to 1761 code for a protein of 522 amino acids.
CACCACCAGAAAUGAACGUUUGUUUCAACGUCAGCUGGGCCUGAUUUUACUCCCACAGACACCCAUAAAUCCCUUUGCAACAACCAAUGUAACCUAAAGUUUCGCUUACUUAGCCAGCAUCUCUCAGACUGGUAUUGUCUCUAACAGUCACCACCCUGCCUAUCCUCUUCCCCACUCCCAUCACAUCACCAAAUGGCACUCCCAUUCCUCCCCGAAGAACUCCUCGAACGAAUAUGCUCCUACCUCUGCCCCCACUGCCAAACCCCCCACGACAUCCCGAACACCGACUCGCCAUGCGUCCAGACCAGCAAAGCCACCCUAGCCCGCCUCUGCCUCGUCUCAAAGCGGCUCCUCGCCAUCGCCCAGCCAAUCCUCUACCACUACUACGCAACCGGGAACAUUAUCGGCCCCCUCAACCCCAAGGUGUCCUCCUACCCCACCGCAGACGACAAGCUCCCCUCCUUUCUGCGCACUAUAAUCCACCGCCCCAUUCUCGCGACACAUAUCCGCACCCUCCAGCUUCAGGAAACUCAAAGUCCUAAUCUCCCUGCCUUUGCGCCCGAGCUCCUCCCACUGUUUAACAGCACCAGCGAAGCCCAUGGCAUUAGGGCGCCCAUAGCUGCGCAAUGGGUCAUCGAUCCCACACUGCCGCGCCCAAAAGACGCAAUCGAGAAAAAGACACGCAUAGCCAUCCACCUCUGGCUCCGCGAACUCGCCAUCAUUCUUACCCCCCGCACCUCUCAUCUGAUAUUCGGCCACAGCCCCUUCCUCCCGCGCACCCACAUAGAGCCCUCAUCCCGACUCCUCCCAGCUCUCACGUCCCUCUCGUUCCGCAACGGCGUGAAUGGGUAUAACCUAGCCAUGAUGCUGCCGCUGCUGCGGAUGGCGCCGAACCUGACAUCGCUGCACGCGACCGACAUCUUCGGUUACUACGGCGAAGGGCUAGGGGUUAGUGCGCCUCUGUCGCUGCCGGGGGUGCGGAGGUUGGUGGUGGAGGGGAUGAGGAUGGAUGGUUUUUGCGAGAUGGUGGGGUGGUGUGGGGGGUUGAGGGAUGUGGAGUAUCAUUACCACCGCAAUUUUUAUGGGCCGGAGAUAUUAGGGGCUUUGGCGCCGCUUAGGGGGGUUUUGAGGAGGUUUUGCGUGAUGUUCAUAUCGGGGAGGUUGGCGUCUUAUAGUGAUGUUAGUGCACCCUACGAGUACUUGAUGCCGAAGAGCCAGCCUGAGACUAUACAAUCGCUACAGGAGUUUUGCCAGCUGGAGGAGUUGGUGAUCGACCAGUGGGCGUUUAAUUACUAUGGUAAUGGCCACGGAGGUUCGAAGAGACUCGUUACGCUACUACCUUCGUCGAUUCAAACUGUGCAUUUCAGAUAUAUCCAUAGAAGCAUGCAAGCCGAACUACAACAGCUCGCGCUGGCGGUACCGAACAAGUUCCCCAAGCUACGGCGCUUGAAGAUCGGCAUAGCGGAUAACUGCAAGCCGGAGUGGAGACAUGAACUAGAGAAGAUGCGCUCCGUGGAGGCGGACUUUGCGGAUGUGGGCGUGCAGGUGGAAUGGGGCGUGGAUGGGGGCUAUCCGUGUCCUGGGUCGGCAAUGCCGCGACACACGGUGUUCCCAGAGUCGGAACUUGUUGUCCGUCGUUCUGCUGACUCCGCGUCGUUCAUCGAGAUGGAAAACACAACUACUCAACGUGGAAGGCGCAGAGUGAUACCGAGGAUACGUGAGAGAAUUUCAUCUUUCCGCUCUACCUAUCUAUCUGGCUGAAGUACUCCUAUCUAAUCCCUGCCCUUUAUAUAGAGUUAAACCAUAGCUACCUAUCCCGAGAGCGGCUUGCGUCCAUGGACAAUGUAACUGCCACUAUUAGCACUCCCCCCUAUAACCAAGAAAAAGCACGGAGAAACUCACUAAGGCCAAUAUGCGUGGAUACUACGAUCCCGAAUCUCCUUCCUCACCCCCACCAAAAACACCGAAACCUCCUCCGGCGUCCACCCCAACGCCUUCUGGAACACCCUCAUCGUCAUCCCCUCCAAAUUACUCAACAAGUUCUCCAUCUCCCACGCUCCAAGUACCUUCAUCCUCGGAUCCUUGGGCCACGUGUUACACGGCAACUUCACCACCUUGACCGUCACAUCCUCAAACCCUCGCUCCUCGAACCACCCCUUCCAGCGCAGCGGAUCGUCGAUCGGCGUCCCGAAUAUCUUGGCCGAUUUGUUCAGGUUGUCGGCGAAUUUCUGGAAGCUGCCGUCCACGGGGAGCGUGUUGUCGUCGGAGCCGAUGCAGGCUGUUACGGCUUGGAACUCGACGUAUCCGCCUGGUUUCACAUGACUGUUGGGGUUAGUUAUUGGGAUCGGGAGUUAUGAGGGAGGGAGAAAAGGGGGACUGACGUGUAGCACUGGUCGAUUAGCUUGGGAAAGUCGCGGCAGGCGAGGAGGAGGUCGCGGCAGAAGAUGAAAUCGAAGCUGUUCUCUUUCCACAUCCACGGACGCUCCAUGUCGUCUAGCUCGAAGCGGCAGUUCGGGGGGACCCUGAGGUUUGUUAGGCUCCUGUUGAGAUUCGGAUGAGGGACAUUAGAAAUACCAAUCUGGCUGUGUAGGUGCAAUGUCCACUCCGAUGACCUGUAGAAGUAAGGAAGGUGCCACGUUCUAGAGGCAAGGAAACGAACCUCAGCUGAUGGAUAUUCAUCGGCCACGUCUAUGCACCAGAUUCCUGAAUCGAGUGAGAUUAGGACGGGUCGUACGCACAUGUUGAGCCCCCCUUACCUGUGCCGCACCCGAGAUCCAAGAUCUUCUGAGGAUUGCUUCCGAUCGGGGCGAGGAAGCGCUUCUUCUCAAGCAAUGCGUAGUACUUUGCGUGGCACAUAUCGAUGCG